CUCACACCAGUAAGACAAGUGACACCAACACCAAAGUUUCAAUGGAACGCGCUAUAACCUAAAAACUGCUAACAACAAAGCUUUAUUUUUAUUGGAAAACUCAUUUAUUAUAUAGUUUUCGUUUAAAGAAUCCAGAUAAAGAACAAUGGGUGACGAGGAUGUGAUUCGCAGAAGACUGCUGAUUGAUGGAGACGGAACAGGUGACGACCGGCGCCUUAACGUAUUGCUGAAAACAUUGAUAAAAUGGUGCAACAGUGCCGACGAAAAACCUGAAGAAAGCAAAUCGACACAUGAUCGCAUGCUAGCUCAGCUUGCACAAUGCGAAUUCGCUGUCACAAAAUCACAACUAGCAUCCGAAAUGAUGUCUGCAGAGCUAAAUAGUUAUGAAGCAUUAUCCAAGGUACUUGAAAAAGGCAUAGAGGUUGCUAAAGAUAACAUUGAUAAGAGCAAAGCAGAUUUAGCUCAAGCAAAGACCGUCCGUAAAAACCGCACUGAAUAUGAUGUACUGGCAAAGGUAAUAAGUGAACAGCCAGACAGAAAGGAGACUUUAGAACGUCUUGCCACUUUGAAAACGGAAUUGAACAGUUUAGAAACAACGAAGCAGCAACUUGAAAGUCGCUUAGCGUUAAGAAAAAAACAGUUCCAUGUAUUAGUUACUUCAAUUCAUCAGUUACAGGCAUUAUUGGACGAGCCAGAUGAUAUGGAGUCUAUUUCAGAUGAUAUAGAGAUGAAAGAAGUGGCGAAUGAGUCUAAGGUCUUAUAAUUGGUCCAUUAACAAUCAUGUAAAUAGUAGUGAUAAAUUCAUUAAGAUAGGAUGUUUUUUAAAUGUAAAAUGCUAUUAAUAAAGUGCAUUGCACCCCAUAAAGGGAAAAGAGGACAACACAAUAUAACAAGUGUCCAACAGUU
This is a messenger RNA of Hyposmocoma kahamanoa, 906 nucleotides long. It is a transcript of the gene thoc7, whose product is annotated as THO complex subunit 7 homolog. Bases 146 to 763 code for a protein of 205 amino acids. The record is from RefSeq and is a predicted model, not a curated record. Gene Ontology annotation, biological process: mRNA export from nucleus; mRNA processing. NCBI's taxonomy places the organism in Eukaryota, Metazoa, Arthropoda, Insecta, Lepidoptera, Cosmopterigidae. Gene Ontology annotation, cellular component: THO complex part of transcription export complex. The transcript has 3 exons.